Molecule: messenger RNA, 604 nt
Organism: Prorocentrum cordatum
Lineage: Eukaryota; Dinophyceae; Prorocentrales; Prorocentraceae
Source: the annotation of a GenBank genome assembly
GCAACACUUGGACGGGCUAUACGGCACUUGGAUCUCGACUCUGGAGAGGCCCACGUUGUUGCAUGAAGAGAUCGACCCCGAGAUGUGGAACCAGCGCUCAGGCCGCGCGCAUAUGAAGAACGCGCAGGCUGAAUGGUGGGGAGUUGUCAGCACCUUGGUCGCACGUUACUCUGCACUUCGAGCAAACGGAUCUGACCCGAAGCAGGCCGAGGAUUGCGCCUCGGGUGUCCGCGGCAAGGCCUUGGCCCUGGAAGUGCAGCAGCACGCCGAGUUCUUUGGUCGCAAAGCUGCGCCAGAGGUUGUUGACCAGUGGAAGGAUAUGGCAGUCGACAUGCACAACGUCUCUGAUCAGCUGCUGCCCUCGUUCCUCGAGAGGACCAGGCACUGGGCGGACUUGUCAGCCCCCAGGGCGACGCUGGCUCCGAGGUCAGCGUUCAUGAAGUGGGCGCAGGAGAUGUGGAGCACCAAGCCUGGCGCAGUUCACCGUCAUGUUAAGCAACCUCAGGCACUGGAGUGGGAAGCUCUUGAUUCUGCGGGCAAUAUGACUACGGAUAAUCACACGUUGCUGCAGACUUCGGCUACUGAAUGGAAUGCGAUGUGGCGG